AUGACAAAGUCAAUGACGGAUCAAAGUAAUGAGGAAGGCGGCGUAAACAGAUUUUUGGUCCUUGCGACGUACCUCUUUAUGAUCUUUUUAACGGGAUGCGUGUAUUGGGGAUGGAACGGCAUGCAAAAGCUGCUCUACAAGGCAGGAGCAUUUGAAGAUUUAUGCUUUGAAGCAACUGAUGUCUCCUCCAUUUCAGUGGGAAAUGUACAAUAUCUCGACUGCGGAGCCAGAAAGAGCAAUAUAAACAAUCUAUACACAAUUGCAUAUUCGACUCAUUUCAUAUCCUCUGUAUUUGUAGGACUCGUUCUAGACAAGAUUGGCCCAAAGUACUGCUACAUUACCGGCCAAUUUAUCAAUUUUAUCGUAUGGAUAUUUAUUAGUACUUUCCCAAAACAGCCAAUUGUCCUCUACACUGGGUUUUUCCUCAUGGGACUCACUGCAGAAUCAAUUUAUAUGCCACUCAUCACAGUCUCGUACUACUUUCCCGAGAACCGAUCAUUCAUCAUCUCAUGUCUGGGCUCAACUCGCUCAGUCUCAUUUGUCAUUCCCACAAUUCUCGCAGCGAUAUUUAAACUCGACUAUUUUAAACCGGACUCACUCUACAUUAUUGGUGUCUCUUAUGCGCUAGUUGGGAAUUUGCUUUGUCUCGUGCUUGGCAUUUUCAUUAUUCAAGCGCCAAUGCAUGUAAAUAAUGGCGCGAUUGAGCGCAAUACAGAAAAUGCACGGAGCAUGGAUGCUGACGCCAUGUGCGAGAAAAGGGGAGGCAUGGCAAAAAUGGUAGAGAGGGCAAGGCAACUCUACAGGCAUCCGCAGUGCAUGGAGUACAUUCUAGCGCUGAUUUGCAUUUGCCUCUUUUUAUCGUCCGUCGAGUUUGUCAACAAGUCUCAGCGCGAGCUCUUGACAACAUCAGAUGGUGGAACAGUUGUCGAAAUCUUUCAAUACUUUAACAUCCUUACAUUUUUGCCGGCUCCCCUGCUAGGGUUGCUCAUGGACAAAUUUGGCCCGGCGGUGGUUCUCGUCAUUUUGCACUCGUGCUGUGCCUUGUACUAUUUCUGUGUAACAUUUGAUGUCUAUACUGUAAAGCUGGCGGCGUGCUUCUUUUAUCUCAUUUCAGGUUCGGUGUGCGUAUCAAGCAUGUACUGUUACAUCAGCACGCGGUUCCCCGCUGAGCACUUUGGAGUUUUGAUUGGCGUGCUCUUUGUAUUUGCAGGAUUGGUUACUCUGACUAACAUUCCCCUUUAUAAUUUGGGAAGUCAGUAUCUGAAGCAUUUGGCUCCAUACAAUUUUCGGCCCAUUGCGUUGAUUUUGAUGACUUAUAUGAUUGUUUGCGUCUGCCUGAGCUCCAUCCUCGUUUACAUUUCAAAAAAGAACCCCGUCCAAGUUUACACGAAAAAGUCUGAGACUUCUCAGGUGUAA
Molecule: messenger RNA, 1416 nt
Organism: Theileria equi strain WA
Lineage: Eukaryota; Apicomplexa; Aconoidasida; Piroplasmida; Theileriidae
Exons: 3
Coding region: 1-1416 (471 amino acids)
Biological process (GO): transmembrane transport
Molecular function (GO): transmembrane transporter activity
Source: RefSeq, a predicted model, not a curated record